Molecule: messenger RNA, 640 nt
Organism: Osmerus eperlanus (European smelt)
Lineage: Eukaryota; Metazoa; Chordata; Actinopteri; Osmeriformes; Osmeridae
Product: liver-expressed antimicrobial peptide 2
Exons: 3
Coding region: 23-271 (82 amino acids)
Biological process (GO): defense response to bacterium; antimicrobial humoral immune response mediated by antimicrobial peptide
Source: RefSeq, a predicted model, not a curated record
ACUCCUCUAAGAUCCCCUCACCAUGACUACAGCCCAGCACCAGUUACUAGUAUGGUUUGUUCUCCUGAGUCUGGUCUGCACCAUUGAGGUGCGGGCCGCUCCAUUACUGGGGGAGUGGUCCACGGCUGGUCUCGUCCACCGGGCCAAACGUUCUUUGCUGUGGAGAUGGAACACCCUGAAGCCUGUUGGAGCCAGCUGCAGGGAGCCCUCUGAGUGUGGAACCAAAUACUGCAGGAGAAAUGUCUGCAGUUUUCGUGUCUUUUCCUCUUAAACAUCUGCAAGCAAUGGAUCUCAAGGCUAAUCACCCAGUAUGGAAGAAAUAUAAUUUCAACCGAAUAAUGGAAAACUGGAGAACAAUGACUGAUUAUGCAUGAGCAGAGGAAGCGAUGUCCAAAAACGAAACAGGAAAAAUGCUGCUUUCUGAACUGUCUGGUUAACCAUUCUCACACACUUACUGAUCACAGUUUUGUACCAGGUACAGCAUUGUCUCAAGCAAACAAGCUGUUGUCCCUGUACGUACCAAAGAUCAAUAUCCACGUGUCUUAUCAGUAACAGCACUAAACCACUGGAUGUUACUUUAUCUGUCUGAUCUACAAUGUUUGAUGAAGGAAAUACAGACAUAACAGAAACAACUUGAAGU